Messenger RNA from Meleagris gallopavo (turkey), 5701 nucleotides. The record is from RefSeq and is a predicted model, not a curated record. Lineage: Eukaryota; Metazoa; Chordata; Aves; Galliformes; Phasianidae.
GCGUUAAUGAGGUGCAGGUGCUCCUUGCAGUGGGGAGGUGGCCAGGCUGGGGGUUAGGGACAGGCGUGUCCCUAAAGCGUGUGGCUUCAGGGGACCCCUGAGGUGCUCUGCUGGGGUGUGGGCAGGAAGGAGAAGUAAAAGGAUGGGGAUUGAAGAACAUUUGGAUUUUGUGUUGAGGGAUGUGGUUUAGUGAGGAUUGUUGGUGAUGGGUGGAUGGUUGGACUGGAUGAUCUUGAAGGUCUUUUCCAACCUUGGUGAUUCUGUGGAUGGCCUUCCCCAGGGCAGCUUUGUUGGCCACUGAGGUAGGGAAGCAGGGGUGCCAUCCUUCCUGCUGCUCCCUGUGAUUUCCUGCAGUGAUAGGGUAAAGGGCUGCCACCUUUAUCCACGCUGGCUGUAGACCAGGCAGUCCCUGCUGGGCUGCACCCUCCCCCAGGCGGGCUCUGCCCUGUGGUGGCACCAGCUCUGCUGACUGGGUGGACUGGAGCUUUUAACGAGCUUGAGAAGCACUUGUAAAAAGUCCCAGGUGAAAGGUAAAGCAGUGUGCAGAAGUAGGUGGCAGGGCCUCUGAACAAGACUUGGUUUUCUUUCACCUCCCGCUUCCCUCUUUUGUUUUUUAUUUCCAACCUGUUGUGUUUUUUCCCUCUUUGUUGGCCGCCUCCAAGGGCUGUCAUCACAAGCAACGAGGAUCCUGCUUUUGCAUUGAACUGUUUUGACCUCUCCUAUUUUUUUGUGGUCAAAAUGCCUCCUGGCCUUAUUAUACUUUCAAAGGUUUCUGUGUGCUGACUCCACCACAGAUGAUGCUUAACUGCCUGAUUUGUUUAUGGGACUCCAGCUUAUUUACACAAGGCAAUGAAUUAGGCCUCACAAAAUAUUUAUGAGGUAGGUGUGUUGUGCUGUAGUGCCCCUGGAUGGGAAAUCAGGGCACAGAGAGGCUCAGUGGCUUGGAGCAGAGAGCAGACCAACCCUGUGCAGUGAUGCUCACAACAUCUGCUGGUCAUCAGCUGCAUUGUGUCUGGGAACUUCAAACCCAGUGUGGUUUCCUCCUUUCAGGCAGCGGCGGCCCUCUUGCCUCCAGCAGCUGGGCCAGGAGGCCUUGUGCUCACUCACAUGCUAGGACAGCCCUGUGUGAGGGACUGAAGAUUUACAGUGCAGGAGGACUGAAGGUGCAAGUUGGUCACCCUCGUACAUCAGCCCAUGUUGUACUUCUAGUUUUUGCUCUCCUCAGAAGUCUCAUAUGUGCACACUCCCUUGCUGCCUUCAGAGAAUCCCUUUCCCUGGCUGACAGAAACAUGUUGGGUGUGAGUUUUCCUUGUGAUUUAUCAGCCAAAACUGCAGGAGGAAGCUUUCGGGAUCGAUGUGCUGGCAGCUCCCUCUGCACCCUUCUGAGCUGGUGCAAGUAGUGCAUUGUGCCCGCAGUGCUGGGCAUGCCCUGGCACUUACCUGUGAGCCGCACAAGGUGAGCUGGUGAUUUAGUCUUAAUGCUCAGAUCUCUGGCAGCAGCAGUGAGCGCUCUGCCCUGUGCUGGGGGCAAGCCCAGGGCGUGAUUCGUGCACUCUGUACAUGAUUCAUGUGUUGGUUAACACUGUCAAUUUUGUUACCGAGUCGGGGAUGGGUUUUACUGCUGGUGGAAAUGAAGUAAGCCAGUUCCUGAUGUGCCAGUGGGGAUGUAAUAACUUUAUUGGCUUUCCUCAUCAGGAAGUUAAUGAACAUUGUCUUGAUGUUUGGUGGGAAAAACCACCUUCUGUUUUUGGGGUGGGAUUUGAAGCCUGCUGCAGCCAUAGCAUUCUGCUGUGACCGUGGAGCUGUGGUGGGUGCUUGACAGCCCUGCUGGAGCAGAGGGCUGGCUGCUGGACCUGUGCCCUUCCCUUGGUGACAUCUGCAUGUGUGCAGCACCACUGUGCCACAGCCUCUCCCUGCAGAGGAGGGGCAAUUGCUUGCUUCGAAGGGGCUGAUCUUUGUAUUAUCUCUGCUUUUACAUCACUGCAAGGAAGAGAGAUUGUGUUGGGACUGACGCUCUCCUCCAAGGGACAGGGAUUAUUCGUGCCCUCCCCUAGAUGUGCCUGGUGCUGAUCAGCCUGCUCCAUGCCCAACCUGUAAGCCUCUCCGAGAGCACAACAAAUUGUUGCGUUGGGACAGAUUUGCUUCUUCCUUGGCGUUGUCCUGGGUAUCUGUAACUCCUGGUGCCUGUUGGAGCUGGGAGAUCGCUUUGGUCCCCAGCUCUCCAUGCUGACAUGGUAACGGAACGGCGGCUCUCAGCGGCGGGCAGGCAGGGACAGCUGCGGAGAGGCUAGUGCAACUGGCAGGGUCCAUCUCGGAUAGAUGCAGAUGAUGCCAGAGCUAUGACAGGGAUUGCAGUCCUUGCACUGAGGGGUGAUCAGUUAUGGAACAACUACAGGAGGAAGUACCUGAGGUCAGGGAAGAGGAGGAGGAAGAGGAAGAGGCAGUGACAGUGCCCAGCGGAGCAUCGGACCCAAGUGUAGGACCAGAAAGCUCACUGCCCUCGAGCAGCUACACCGACCUUUCACAGAGCUCCUCUCCCUCCCUGUCAGACCAACUGCAGAUGGGCUGUGAGGAGACGGCCUCGGGGGCACUGAACGUGGAGUGCAGAGUCUGUGGAGACAAAGCCUCGGGCUUCCACUACGGUGUGCACGCCUGCGAGGGCUGCAAGGGUUUCUUCCGCCGGACGAUCCGCAUGAAGCUGGAAUAUGAAAAGUGUGAGAGAAGCUGCAAGAUUCAGAAGAAGAACCGGAAUAAGUGCCAGUACUGCCGCUUCCAGAAAUGCCUCUCGUUGGGCAUGUCACAUAAUGCGAUCCGCUUUGGCCGCAUGCCAGAGGCAGAGAAGAGGAAGCUGGUAGCGGGGCUGACGGCGAGCGAGAUAAGCUGCCAGAACCCACAGGUGGCCGACCUGAAAGCUUUCUCCAAGCACAUCUACAACGCCUACCUGAAAAACUUCAACAUGACCAAAAAGAAAGCGAGAGGUAUCUUGACCGGGAAGGCCAGCAGCACCCCAGUAAGUUCCCUCCAGUGGCAGGCAGGGCUGGCUGCAGCCUGUGUGGGGGGCUGUUCUCUGGGCUCAUCUUCCUCCUGCUAUAACUACUGCACGUGCAGCAGUUCCCAGCUACGUGGUCUUUACAUGUCUUGCUACUUGCUGAGAAAAUUCCCACCUCUCCUCAGACUUGUGCAUGUGUGUGUGGGUGCUGUUUGCCAGUGCUCCCUUAGCACUGGCAGGAGAGAGCAGCAAAUGGACAGGCAAAGACGAGUGUCCUGGGCAGAGCAUGAGUGCAGCAAGUUCCUGACCACUCUUUUCUUUUUCAAGCAGCCUUUUGUGAUCCAUGACAUGGACACCCUGUGGCAAGCAGAAAAGGGGCUGGUCUGGAAACAGCUGGUGAAUGGGAUCCCCCCCUACAAGGAGAUUGGGGUGCACGUCUUCUACCGCUGCCAGUGCACCACAGUAGAAACUGUGCGGGAGCUUACUGAGUUCGCCAAGAGCAUCCCCAGCUUCAUAGGCCUCUACUUGAAUGACCAAGUGACUCUGCUGAAAUAUGGGGUGCACGAGGCCAUCUUUGCCAUGCUGGCUUCUAUCAUGAACAAGGAUGGGCUGCUGGUGGCCAACGGGAAUGGCUUUGUGACCCGCGAGUUCCUGCGUAGCUUGCGCAAGCCCUUCAACGAGAUCAUGGAGCCCAAGUUUGAGUUUGCUGUGAAGUUCAAUGCACUGGAGCUGGAUGACAGCGACCUGUCUCUGUUUGUGGCUGCCAUUAUCCUGUGCGGAGACCGUCCCGGCCUGAUGAACGUGAAGCAGGUGGAGGAGAUCCAAGACAACAUCCUCCGAGCGCUGGAGUUCCACCUGCAGUCCAACCACCCGGACGCCCAGUACCUCUUCCCCAAGCUGCUGCAGAAGAUGGCUGACCUGCGGCAGCUGGUGACAGAGCACGCCCAGCUGGUGCAGAAGAUCAAGAAGACAGAGACAGAGACCUCCCUGCACCCGCUCCUACAAGAGAUCUACAAGGACAUGUACUAAGGACCUCUUAUUUAUGAGAAUGAAGCCAUGGAUUCCAAGCGAGACUCUUUGUACAAAAACAAAGAAAACCUUUCCCCAUGUCUUCCAUUUCUUCUACUGGAAACUCUUUUCUACACGACUCCAAUGUACGGUACAUAGGGCAAGGUGCCAGAAGGUUUUGCAGUCACCUCCUGGUAGCUUGGGACUUCCAUUAACACACUAACGAAUUUACAAAGGCAAAUCAUAAGCUACUGUUUCCAUUACUGUGGGGCCUCCAGAGCAGCUGGGUGGUUUGCAUGGCAUGGACGGGGGAUUCCUGCAGCAGCUUGGGGCUAGCGGGGGCUGUUCCAGUUGUUCAGAGCCCCAAGUGUGGUGUGGUUUCCUCAUGGGCAGCAGCAGCACUUAGGGUGUGUCUUUAUCAUAUUGCACUCUAAAGAUGUAGUCCUGAGCUGUGAAGUUUAGGACAGUGGCACAAAAGGAAGUAUUUCUCUUCCCCAAGGAAAAGCUGGCAUAUUUGAAGACCUGUAUGGCUGUCCUAGCAAAGAGCCUUGGCUGCAACCCCCCUCUCUCUGCUCCCAGUGCCUCCACUUCAGAGGAACCUGUCCCUUAGCACCUCUGUGUCAAAGAGGGCAGGGAAGGGGUUGACUCAAGAAUUCACCUUUGGAGCAGAGGCCCACAAUCCUUUUGCUUCCCCAGGCAGUUCUGAGCAGAUAGGAGUUCCAGAAAGGUCUGCACAGGGCAGGUGUGGGAUGAGGUGGCUGUGCAAGCUCCUUGCAAGCACCAGAGCACGCAAAGCCUUCAGCAACACCAGCAUGGGGAAAGUUACGGCCAGCCCACAGAGCCCAGGGUGCUGACAGGGCAUUUGUGGGGUUGUGGGGAGGGAGCACAUCCCGGGCUGGAAGGUUCUGCAGAAGAGAUCUGGUGAUCCACAGCACCAGCAGAGCAGCCCUGACAGGGGAACAGCAGCACUGGGGAGUGCAGGAGAUCACUGCACCCCAACCUGGUGUUGCUACCACCAAAGUGUGCGUGGAUUCGCCCCUCUGCUUAUGGCUGUGCCUCAGUUUCCCCCUGCAGGAACAGAAGCCAGGCUGCCCUUUUCUCAGAAGGGGGAAAUGAAGAUCAGUGCGCUGGUUGCAAAGAGCUUUGCAGCUGUAAAACACAAUAUAAACACCAAGUAUUCAUAAGGGGGGGGGAUGCUCACCCCAAACUGGUUGGGAGUUUCCCCUGCCCUGCUCCACACCAUGCCCUGAGCUUGGGGACAGCUUUGGGUUCUGGCCUUCCCUUCCAUGCUGCUGGGCUGGCAGUCCCAUACCUGCUGCUGCCCUCUGCCUCCUCACUGUGCCUCAGUUUCCCCACCCUCACCUCCCAGCCGUACCUCACAGGGCUGUUAAGGAGUUACCAUUUCUAAAGCACUUUGAAGUCCUCUGGGGAAGGCACCGGAGAUGUGUGCUGCUCCCAGCAUGGGGGUCUGUCCCCAAAGCCCCCACUGUCCCCCAGAGCUCGGUGGCACCCCCAGGGCACAUGGACCCCUGUGUUGGUCACCUGGGGGACUUUUUGCUCUUCCCUUCAGUGUAACAACCCUCAAAGUGAAAUGUAUAUUUUUGCUAGAAGUACAAACCUCCAAGUGUUUUUAAUAAUAUAAAUAGUGUCUGCAAACUGACUUGACUUUAAAUAAAUCUGAACUAAAUAUUUAAGCACCUUUUA